Astyanax mexicanus (Mexican tetra) is the source of this 2437-nucleotide messenger RNA. RefSeq lists its product as uncharacterized. The transcript has 15 exons. The record is from RefSeq and is a predicted model, not a curated record. The coding region runs from base 1 to 2421 and encodes 806 amino acids. NCBI's taxonomy places the organism in Eukaryota, Metazoa, Chordata, Actinopteri, Characiformes, Acestrorhamphidae.
AUGCUGGAUGAGUUUGACUCACCUGAUGGAACGGUCCGAGCUUGUGAUUCUGUUCAUGUGGACCCCGUCACAGGCCUCAUCCUGCCCACCAUAAACGCCCACAUGCUUCUGGCCAGCGGGCACAGCAUGCCCAUCCCCCCGGACUUCUUCCUGCACCCACAGACGGCCCGGGUGCUGCCUGUGGUCGGGAACGUGAGCUUCGACCCGUCCAGCUCCACUCUGGUGUACACAGCUGAUGCCUGUGUGGGUGAGGUGGGUAAAUGGGAUUCUCCUCUGCUUCCCUUCAUCCCCUUCCCUUCCUCUCGUCACGCCGAGCUCACAGGGACCUCUAAGCUGCGGGGUCUCCGUGCGGGACAGAGACUGGUCUUAGGAGGACCCAUGUGUGACUGGGACACCGGGGUACUGGUGCCCAUCCUGGCUGUGACCAUCCACCCCCAGACUGGUAUUGUGUACCCACUGGGCGGGGUCUACAUGUGCCCCAUCUCACGUCUUUAUCAGCCCAUCCAGAUUGGCUGCCCCAUGCUGGACCCCCGCACAGGAAACAUAGCGACGAUCACAGGGGUCAGUCUGGACCCCCACACAGGAGCGGUUCUCCCAGUCGGGGGUCUGCUGCUGGGGGAAAGUUUCAUCGAGCCCCUGAGUGGCAGGCUGGUCCGGGUGGGUGGAGGCAGCCUCCGCGGGGGGAAGGUGGUGCCGCACGCCGGGGGGUUCCAGGCUCUGCUGGACAGCCAGGCUCUGGGGGCGAGGAUGCGGCUGGUGGAGCUGCUCCGGGGCAGCUGUGAGGAGAAGUGGAGCACCGGGACUCUGGAGCUGAACCGUGAGAUCAGCAGACUGAGAGCUGCCUCCUCAGAGCUGGAGCAGGUCUGGAGGAACAGCCAGCACUGCAUGCUCCAGCUGCUCAGCCGAAUAGAAGCCCAGCUGGAGUGGGCCUGGGGGGUGGCUGAGGACGGGGGCAGUCUAGGGGAGGUCAAGCUUCCUGGCACUGAGCUGUCUCUGCCCGCUCUGCCAGGCCUGGAGUAUCCAGAUCCUGGAGGUUCUGGUCUGUCUGUCCCUGUUCUUGGAGCCCAGCUGGACUGGGUCUCGGGGUGCACGGUGCCUCUGUUUGGAACCAUGGAGGACGCAGAUGGAAAAGGACUAAGCCCAAUCCGCUUUGGGGCGCGGACAGUGGACCCGGUUACAGGGGUUCUGGCUCCGGUAGUUGGGGCUCGGCUGGACAUGUGGAAGAGGACUGUGGUCCCGGUGACUGUGUCUCAUUGCCUGACCAUAGGAGACACUCCAGACAGUGUACUGGUGGAGGCCUUAAGAAGAGAGUGUGGUGCGAGAGCUGGGUACUGGAGACAGCAGAGAGUGAAGGAGGAAGAGCUGGUGUCGGAUUUAGAGCGAGCUCUGAGGAACUGUCUGGACGUGGCGGUGCAGGAGGAGUCGGACUGUCUUCUGUGGAGAGACAUGGAGAGGCAAUUGAAAGAAGCAGCAGCAGAUCUUCAAGAGGCAGCCCACACUGAAGCUCAGAGGAGAAACGCUCAGAACUCAGAGCUCUCGCUCCUCCUGCCCGCCCACAUCCUGCUCGUCCUCACUGGAGGUGAUGAGGAAGAGUGGGAGCAGCAGAGUCAGUGCCAAACUGAACUGACGACUGUGUUGAACAGAGUUACUGUGCUGAUGGUAAAGCAGCAGUGGGAGCAGGACCAACCAACACUGAGAGCUGAGCAGGCGGAUGAGAAGAUGAAGAUGAGGGAGCUGUGGAAGCAGUUAAAGCAGAGACUCGCUGAGCUGGACGCUGCGCUGUCUUCAGUACACUGGAGCUGUGAGCUUAGCCAGAUCCAUGCUGACACUGCACAGUCUAUGCUCUCAGGCACGUUCUGGUACAGGGAUUAUGGGCUGCUGCAGCCUAAAGCCGGGAGAAACCCUCUGAAAGCCGCCUCCAUGACUCAGCACAAAAUUCUCCCUCAGCUGGAGCGUCUCAUUCAGCUGCUGGAAGACGGAAAGCUCCCCAGCCCCUCCAGCAGAGCCCAGCGCCAGCAGAGCUCCGAACUGUCCACAAAGCAGACGUUUGACCGGGACACAUGCUCCAGAGCGUGGACUGUAUCCGUCCCAGCAGCUAAAGCUGUUUCUGCUCAGUCUCUGAAAGAUCAUGAGAAAGCGUCGGCUGUGAGUGAGGAGAUCAGCAGGAAGCUGCCCCUGUCCAGCACGUCCCCUACACACAGAGGACAGGACAGCAGCCUUGCUGAAAACCAGGAUGAUCAACACAUCAAGGAUCCUGGGAUGCCCAUCGACCUCACUGUCCCCAAACUGCCAGGUGAGGACUGGGCUCGGCUCCUGCAGAUCUCCCCGCUGUUCCAGCUCAUCAGAGAGGUGGAGCAGCAGAUCAGAAACAGAGUGUGGAAAACAGGCCUGUUCAACAGCAACCAAUCGGGUACCUCAUAAACCACCAGUUCAUGAC